Molecule: messenger RNA, 570 nt
Organism: Metarhizium acridum CQMa 102
Lineage: Eukaryota; Fungi; Ascomycota; Sordariomycetes; Hypocreales; Clavicipitaceae
Source: RefSeq, a predicted model, not a curated record
AUGGCCGAGCCGACCAGCGCGCCUGCAUGCGCAGACUACGAAACCCGGUUCCCGCGAGUGACUAUCCAGUUCUGCACGCAAUGCAAGUGGAUGCUCAGGGCGGCGUACUUCGCGCAAGAACUCCUGUCCACGUUCUCCACAUCCCUGGGGGAGGUCUCGCUGCAGCCCUCGACGGGGGGCGCCUUCGUCGUGACCAUCCACCACCAGCCGCAGGACCAGGCGGCCCCGGCCGUGAGCACCGUGCUCUGGGACAGGAAGGCGGACGGCGGGGUCCCCGAGACCAAGGAACUCAAGCGGCGACCGCAGGACCAGGCGGCCCGGGCCGUGAGCACCGUGCUCUGGGACAGGAAGGCGGACGGCGGGUUCCCCGAGACCAAGGAACUCAAGCGGCGAGUGAGGGAUGUCAUCGAGCCGGGGCGGGACUUGGGACACGUCGACCGGCAUCACUCUGCUCACUCUGCGGGCAGGACGGCCGGCGAAUCUUCUGACGGAGCGGGUGGCGGCGCUGCUGCUGCCGCUGCCGCUGCAGGGGGCGCUAUGACGGACACGCCUUGUGAGGAUUGCAAGUAG